GGAGGAGACCCGGGGAAGUGAGAGUCGGGGAUCAGUCCUGCAAGCUACGGAGUCACUACAGGGAGAGGUCUCAUCACUAGAAAUAGCCGAAGAACCUGCAGCCUCAACCAGCGUUAAGGAGGACGUGCCGUUUCUAGGGAGUCUUAGUCGGGGCUCACCAGCUUCCUGCAUUUUCUGACCGGCUCCAGGAAUAGAACCAAAAGAAGCUGAACAAGGAAGCAGCGCGGCACCAAGAAAAGCAGAAGUCGGGGCCUUGGAGGCGUGACUUUCCCCUCGGGUCCAGGAUGUUUUGCUCUGAGCAAAUGCAGGACCGUGGCGGGCCCCGUGGGGGGAUCCCUGAGUGUGCAGUGUCCCUAUGAGAAGGAACACAGGACCCUCAACAAAUACUGGUGCAGACCACCACAGAUUUUCCUAUGUGACAAGAUUGUGGAGACCAAAGGGUCAGCAGGAAAAAGGAACGGCCGAGUGUCCAUCAGGGACAGUCCUGCAAACCUCAGCUUCACAGUGACCCUGGAGAAUCUCACAGAGGAGGAUGCAGGCACCUACUGGUGUGGGGUGGAUACACCAUGGCUCCGAGACUUUCAUGAUCCCGUUGUCGAGGUUGAGGUGUCCGUGUUCCCGGCAUCAACGUCAAUGACACCUGCAAGUAUCACUGCGGCCAAGACCUCAACAAUCACAACUGCAUUUCCACCUGUAUCAUCCACUACCCUGUUUGCAGUGGGUGCCACCCACAGUGCCAGCAUCCAGGAGGAAACUGAGGAGGUGGUGAACUCACAGCUCCCGCUGCUCCUCUCCCUGCUGGCAUUGUUGCUGCUUCUGUUGGUGGGGGCCUCCCUGCUAGCCUGGAGGAUGUUUCAGAAAUGGAUCAAAGCUGGUGACCAUUCAGAGCUGUCCCAGAACCCCAAGCAGGCUGCCACGCAGAGUGAGCUGCACUACGCAAAUCUGGAGCUGCUGAUGUGGCCUCUGCAGGAAAAGCCAGCACCACCAAGGGAGGUGGAGGUGGAAUACAGCACUGUGGCCUCCCCCAGGGAAGAACUUCACUAUGCCUCGGUGGUGUUUGAUUCUAACACCAACAGGAUAGCUGCUCAGAGGCCUCGGGAGGAGGAACCAGAUUCAGAUUACAGUGUGAUAAGGAAGACAUAGGCUUUUGUCCUGCCUCGCCAUCGGAGCUCUCAUGGGCCCCAGGAAGUCCAGGGACAGCUCCCUUAUACCUGGCCCACGUCCUUCUCAGCCUGCCCUCGACAACAGUGACCAACAGACAGGCAGCUGGGUUUCCCAGGCCAUCCCUCUGUUGCCAUCAGCUUGAUUGGCUUCCCCGAGGGCCAGCAGGGCUGGGGGCUCCGGAGAGCAGCAGGAAGCACUCCCAGCCACCAGUGCCUGUCACCUCUUUCCCCUUUGCCCCUGCUUCAUCCCAGCUCUGUGUGUGGAGGACAAAGCUUCUUCCUGCGUGGCUCCAGGAAAAGAUGUGGCUCACGUAGGUGGCACCUGCCAAUAGCUUUGUCAAUCACAGCCCCAUAGGAACGUCUGGAAUUGCUUGGGAGUUGGGGAGAACUGUCAAGAAGAGUGAAGAGAGUGCCAAAGCGGAGAUCUGUUCACCUGGGGGCCAUGGAGGGGGGACCCACUAAAGAUCAAGAUCAAAGAUUCUCCCCAUCUCACAGACAAGGAAACUGAGGCCAGAGGGAGGAGAGAAUUGCUCAUGGCUCCAGAACUGGUGGCAAGUUUCUCUGGACUCUUAGGUUUAUUUUUAAUAUGAAAUAUAAAAACAGUUUCAAAUAUCUUAUUGAGGGAGAAGUAAAAACUUAUUUAAACAAUGCC
This is a messenger RNA of Homo sapiens (human), 1815 nucleotides long. It is a transcript of the gene CD300A, whose product is annotated as CD300a molecule. Bases 634 to 1143 code for a protein of 169 amino acids. The transcript has 7 exons. Gene Ontology annotation, cellular component: plasma membrane. The record is from RefSeq and is marked validated. NCBI's taxonomy places the organism in Eukaryota, Metazoa, Chordata, Mammalia, Primates, Hominidae.